GCACGCACCUCCAUUCCCCGCUGCUCGUCCCGGAGGCGCGGCAGUUGUGAAUGACUUCAGCCGAAUGGAAAACUGAAUGUUACGUAUAGGACGAAAGAAGAACUCACGGAAUAGAAAACGUUUCCCCACAGCUGAGAAGAAAGGAAACGAUUAGAGAACCAUGGAAUAAUCAACUUAUAUUUUGAAAGGACGUAAAUAAAGUGCCGUGUAAAACGUCAUAAUUUGAGGGAGUGUAUCGGAGUGUGUGCGCUGUAUGGUGAGCCCGACAACAUGGCGCUGAAAGGCAAAACCAGACUGAAUUAGUUUUUGAGACCAUCGACACCUGUGCUUGACCAAGUUACGAGUUUUCAGUCGUAGCCUUUUCGUGGACAUAUUCUUUGAAAAAGAAAUCAACGACAGAGACUCAUAUGGCUGUUUGGGAAUAUUGUAGCUAGCUUAGUCUAGACUACACAAAGGCUAUCCUGUGGUUCUGCCCAUUGGAUACAGCCUUUACGACUUCAACAUGGCUUUGAGUCCUAAGUUCAACGAGGACUAAAUAUUUACCGCGGUUUGGUGAGGAAACGGCGGACGUACUUUCCCUUGUUCACAAACGCCCAAGGUUUGACUAUUUCUCUGACAAAAAGUUGGAACAGGACUCUUCACAUUCUAGGGAAGGUUAUACGAAUUUGGGAAUCUUUGGCGGAUUGCUCUAAGGUAUGGCAGUGUAAGGAAUGGUGAGAGACAUUUUGAACUAACCGUCUGGGAACCAGAAGCACUCAAAGCAUGGUGGAUGCGAGCACUGCCUGCAGAAUGAACCCGCUAGCUGCCUUAGGCAUGGACCGCGCUAGCCUGAUGAGGGAGAGCAUUCGUGUCCAAGGUGGAAUGGUUUACCCCGGAAUCCGCACCCUCUCCACCGAGAAAGCCAGAGAAGGUGCAUCCAUGCCUCUCGGCUAUGACCUUCUCUACAAACCUGAUGUGUCCUUAGACAGUAGAAAGACUGGUAAUGGCUACAUGGGACUGUAUAAAAACCCUCCUCCUGGACUGCAGAAGCCUAUGGUUGUUCCCGGCCCUGGAGGAGAGAGUAUGGGGCUGGACCCGAGAGUCGGUCAGGUGGAAAAGCCUAUUGAGCUGGGUCUGGCUGGGUCCAAUGGCUUUCUGAGACUGCCCUGGGUGAGCCCGUACCCUGACGCCGGAAUGUACCCUUUCCUGGACUCGAGCAAAUAUGCCGCUCUGAACAUGUACAAGGCAUCCUUUUUGUCCCAGCCCUCACAUUAUCUCCCCCAGCACCUGGCCUACCAGUCUCUCUGCUCAGGGGCAGGAGGCAGUGCUGCAGGGGCUGAAAGGCUCCUCUACCUGCCCUCCUACCCUCCUACCUCCCACUCGCCACUGGUGCACCACCAGGACAAGAGCAUGCAAGGCCUGGGGCCCAGGAUCCACCACGAGUCCUCUGCCUUUGGGCAGCAGCUGCAACAAGUCCAAGCCCAACAACAUCACCAAGCCCAAGUUCAAGCCCAAGUUCAGGCCCAAGUUCAGGCCCAAGUUCAGGCCCAAGUUCAGGCCCAAGUUCAGCAGCAGCAGCAACAUGCCCAGGCCCAAGCCCAAGCUCAGGCCCACAGCGAAAGGCAACACAGUAGCAGUAGUAGUAACAAUAGUAAACUUAACAGGACAUCCUCUAGUAAGGGCUCUGGCAGCAGCUACAGUCACAGUAGUAACAGUAGCAGUAUUGUCAGCAGUGGUAAUGGUGGUAAUGAUACUAGUACUAGUAGUAGUGGAACUAACAGCAGUAGCCACCCAGUAGAUUCCAGCCCAGCACUUCUGACCCAGUCAUCACGCAGCAUCCCCAGGCCCCUCCAGCCCUCUGGGUCCGCGCCCCCCCCUCCUCUCAUAGACAGCACUUUGGACUUUCAGAAGUCUCUGUUCAGAAGUCCGACUUCCUCCUCGUCCUCAGCUCCCCAUCCGUGUUACGCCGGCGGCACGGCCGGCGAGCACCGUUCCCCGGCGCGCUCUGGCGGACACGCCCACAAAGCCAAAGAAGGCAGUUUGGACAACAAGAACGGAGAGAGGAAGCCAAGCAAGUCCCCGUUAAAGACCUCGUCCGAGAGACCGACCUCCCAACAGGCUCCUGCCAAAGAGCCAGCAGACAAGCCUCUGGAUCUGUCUGCGGCCAAAAUCCUGGAAUUGGAAGCGGGGCACCCUAACGGGUACACCUCCAAACUCGAGGCCUUGGCUAAGCUGGGCUAUCUACCUGCAGCCCGAUACGGCUUAGCGCCCAACCGAGAGCUUGUCAAAGAGACCCUCUCCCCGUCCUUGGCCAUGGCAGGGGCGACCUCCAAAACAUCAGAGCGCCCCGAGAUAAUCAGCACGGCUCACUCCUCCUGGCUGGUCCCCAGUCCAGCCUCUGGUCCUAACGCCGACCCAAACCACAACAAAUCCUCGUCCACGAUAAAGAACAAGAACCUGGAGAGUGUUUCGCAGCAGCAGCAGAGAAGCUCCUCUUGUCCCAGGAUAGGGGAAGGAAACGGAGCCGUAGCCCCCGGCCAAGCCGUCGCCGUGGUUGCGCCUGGUGGUCGACCUUCCUCUGUGUCUCCCUCUCCCAAAUCCAAUGGGGAUUGGCCUCGCGUGUCCCCCAGCCAACCAGACAAAGCCGCCCUCUCCACCUCGCUUGCCAGCCACUCUGGGAGACACCCCAAGACUCCCGUCAAACCUGAGCCACAAGAGAUGGCCUUUAAGCCCCAGCAGCCGCACCAGCCCCACCUGGAGAACAGCCGUCCCUCGAGCCACAUGUACAGCGAAUCCUACCUGCCGCCCAGUAUAGCAUACGCUAACCGCUUAGCCUACGCUAACCUCCCCUACUCGGUCCCAGAGGGCAUGUCGCUGCCACACAUGACGAUGCAAGGCAAAGGACCUGUAUAUCCCCACCCAGUUCUCAUGGGCAACAGCAGCCUCUACCCUCCUCGUCUGACCCCCAAACAUGGCCUGCCGUAUGGGAUCCCCCCCAACCACGGAGACUACCUGACCUAUCACGACUCCAAGGAGAUGGUCCACCCGCUCAUGGUUUCUCACCUGGGCAUGGACGCGAAGGAGCGACUGGACCUGAGAUCCAGGCCCCAGGAGAAGCCUUGGAGCCACGACGGUUCACCUUACAGAAACCAAAUGGCCUCAGAUACCGAAUCUCCACGCAAGAAUGAGAAAGAGAUUAACUUGGCCACAGGCCAAGAUUCAAAGCUGCCGAGCAAGCCUUUCACCGGGGGGAAGGAAGAAAUAGUCUGCAUUGACCUGCUCCAAUCUGAUAUGGACAGCGACUCGUCCAUGAGCAAGCACAGCUCGCCCAGUGUGAGGAGAAGGUAUCCAGGAAAGCAACUUGGAUGCGAGAGCAGCUAUUCAGCCAGUGACAGGAGAGAGCCAGAGCCGCUUCGGACGAGCCAGGUGGCCGAGCACAGACUGGGGGAUCCAGAAAAGCAGCUUGAGCAGCGCUGCCUGCCCAGGCCUCUAGACCCCCACAAGGGCUUCCCCUCACACCCAAACCCCUCCCGCCCAGAGGCCCCCAUGUCCCCUUAUCAUUGUGAGGACAGCCCAAGCCCCGCGGAGGGCAGCCCCCUGCCAGACCUACCGGAGGAACAAACCCUGCGCUGUGCUCGCACCUCAGGGGAACGCCCCAUUAAAGACCGCGGGCCCUGGAACCGUUCUUCCGGAGAACGUGCCUACGGGGAUCCGACCGACGAGAGCAGAAUCGCGAGGGUCCAGCCCUGCGAGAACCGUGCUCUUGAGGAUCGCGCAUCCGGGAACAGGAACGUCGGAGGGCGCGCCUUUGAAAACCGGGUUCUCGGGGACCGUUCUUGUGAGAACCAUGAGGAUCGUACGUGUGGAGUUAAUUCGUCCGGGGACGGUAAUUCCGGGGACCAACCGUUUAGGGACCCGGAGAAUCGUUCUCACAGGGACUAUUCUUUUGAGCACCGUCCGUCUGAUUACAACAGAAACGGGGACUGCACUGGUCAGAACCAAACCUUAGCCAAGCCAGGUUUAAAGGCAGAAUUGAUCAGCGAGGAUCAGUUGAACCACUACGAGGACCUGAAAUACUCACAAUGCCAGGAUGACACAGACUCAAUGGCAGAUGAGGAUGAGGGCCACGGUUCCUCAAAGAGCCGGCGGUCGAGCCUGGCCAAACGCAUCGCCAACUCCUCGGGAUAUGUGGGCGACCGCUUCAAGUGUGUCACGACGGAGCUGUAUGCCGACUCCAGUAAACUGAGCCGGGAGCAAAGAGCACUUCAGAUGGAAGGAUUAAGACGAGAGGACAGUAAUUUAAGUCAACCAGCCGCUUACUGUGAGCGUGCAAUGCAGCGCUUCUCUGAGCUGGAGCUGAAGGAGAAAGAAGGAGGAGGAGGAGGAGGGGCGCCGGCGGUGGAUCUGGACUUGGCAGACAGCCAGCGGGGGGAGAGGGAGGGGGAGAGGGAGAGGGAGGGAGAGAGGGAGGGGGAGAGGGAGGGAGACGAAGACUGGGAGCGCAGACAGAGCAGAGCCAGGCAAGAGGUUGCGGCUGCCAACAAGACCCACAGAGACGGUGGUGUGUUGCCAACAUGCCCCCACAACAGAGUACCUGUUCUCCAGCGAUGCCCACUCUCCGGCUCGCUCCUGCUCCAGGAGAGAGGGCACGCUCUCCCCGUGGAAGAGGGAAAGAGGGGGGUGGAGAACGAGGAGAGGACCAGAAGAAUGGAGAAAGACGAGGAGGUGUGGGCGAGGAGAAAAGAGGAGGAGGAGGAAGUGUCGGCGAGGAGGAGAGGGGAGGAGAAGGCGAGGGAGGAGGAAGCGAUGGAGGAUGCUGGGAAAUGGGAGGAGCGGGGGAUGGCGAGAGAGGAGAGGAGGGAAGAGAGAGACUAUGUCCCCCAGUGGGAACAGCACUCUCGUCUGCCCACUCUGGAUGCUGUGGCCCACAGGGCCGCCAGUCCCGGAUCUAUGGCAGCCUCCAUACCCACCCCAUCCUCCAUAUACACCCCAGCCUCCAUACCCACCCAGGUGCCCACCAAGAAACGCACAUACGCCCUGGAACUCUGCCAGCAUUCUAGCCGGGGCCAGGCGAAGGAGGCCGGGGAUAAAGAGGGAGACGAAAUGACAGUCCCAGCCAAACGAGUCAAGCUAGCAACUGACCCCUCAGAGCCCUCUGUCCCGGAGGAGGUGAAGAACCUGAAGGUCUGCAUCGAGCUGACUGGCCUCAGACUCAGCAAGCCCCGCCUCUCCUCCGAGUUGAUAGGCCAACGGCUUGACAAGCCCCGCCUCUCCUCUGAGCUGAUAGGCCAACGGCUCGACAAGCCCCGCCUCUCCCCUGAGAUGACUGGCCUUCGACUCGACAAGCCCCGCCUCUCCACCGAGCUCAGCCAAUGGCCGCCUUUUAACCCCAGGCCUUUGGAGAUGAGUUUAGCGCCCGUGGUUGGACAGCCCAACCCUGGCUUGGAGGUUUGUGGGCUGGACAGGAAGUACAAGCCAGGUUCCCAAGAAGACAGGAUGCUGAAGAGAAGGUCGGAGGUGAACCGGAGCUGGUGCGAGGAGAAGUUCUCUAGCAGGGAGGAGGAGAGAGGUAGGUUGGGACAACCUGUAGUUUGGUCUCUAGUAGGAAUUUGCUAUGCGUUUACAGUGGCUUGUCAUUCCAGUCGAAAUGAUGGCAAUGUCAAAAUAGGGUAUUUCAGUGUGUCGUUUUAUACGAUUGCAUUAACACAGACCGGGUGUUAAUUUUCAAACAGGAAAACAGGCACUUUAGGCUUCCUGUUAACCAGCAAAGAAAACAACAUAUCAAAAUCGCCACAAAAAAAAACUACUGACACACAAUUUUCUGACAUGAUCCCAUGGGAGGAGUGGUCCUUCAGAUGAGUCAUGUUCAUCAAGCCGUGUGUGUGGUGAACGGACAUUAAAACACAGUCGACCUUUGGUGACACGUUGCCUUUGAAGUGUCCCGUAAAAGCAAGCGCCACUCACACGCUGCAGGCGUCACGCCUUAACCACCAACAUGUGUGCCCGUUUGGCACAUCCAUGUUCCACGUCUGCGCUAGCUGGGUAAAACGUCGGAAGAUUGAAGACGUUUCUAGAAGGAACCAGGGCUUUUCGUUACAGCUUUUAUUUAACCACGAAAGACCUCUGAGAUUAGAAAUCGCAUUUAAAGGAGUUUCCUGGCCAAGAUGGGCAGCAGGAUACGUCAGAAUGAAAUACACAGCCUAGUAUGAAUAAACAGAAUACCAGCAAAAAAAAAACUUGUAAAUGGAGGAACGUCGGUGGCCAUUUUGACAGUCGUAAUGUGAGAGCCCCAUCACGUCUCCCUCCUUCCCCCCCCC
Messenger RNA from Hypomesus transpacificus, 6296 nucleotides. RefSeq lists its product as uncharacterized. Lineage: Eukaryota; Metazoa; Chordata; Actinopteri; Osmeriformes; Osmeridae. Gene Ontology annotation, cellular component: nucleus. The coding region runs from base 763 to 5700 and encodes 1645 amino acids. Gene Ontology annotation, biological process: negative regulation of transcription by RNA polymerase II. The transcript is spliced from 7 exons. The record is from RefSeq and is a predicted model, not a curated record. Gene Ontology annotation, molecular function: transcription corepressor activity.